AUGUCAAUCAAGAAGGAAGGUGCCCACAAGAAGUGGGCUGCCCUGAAGGAGAAACUUGGCCCCCAGGAGACUGACCAGUCCGAGGCCAACCUGGAGAAUGCAGAGCCAGAGCUGUGCAUCCGUCUCCUGCAGAUGCCAUCGGUGGUGAACUACUCUGGGCUGAAGAAGCGGCUGGAGAACAGCGACGAUGCCUGGAUGGUGCAGUUCCUGGAGCUGUGUGGACUGGACCUCCUCCUGGAGGCCCUGGACAGGCUGUCAGGGCGAGGGGUGGCCAGGAUUUCUGAUGCCUUGCUUCAGCUCACCUGCAUUAGCUGUGUGAGAGCAGUCAUGAACUCCCACAAGGGCAUCGAAUACAUUGUGAGCAACGAGGGCUACGUCAGAAAACUCUUCCAAGCACUUGACACAACUAAUGUCAUGGUGAAAAAGCAAAUAUUCGAGCUUCUGGCUGCACUGUGCAUUUACUCCUCAGAUGGCCACGCUCUGGCUCUGGAUGCCUUGGACCAUUACAAGAGUGUGAAGAACCAGCAGUAUCGAUUCAGCAUCAUCAUGAAUGAGCUCUCCAACACAGACAAUGUGCCCUACAUGGUGACCCUGCUGAGUGCUAUCAAUGCCAUCAUCCUGGGGAACGAGGAGCUAAGAACCAGGACACAAAUCAGAAAUGAAUUCAUAGGGCUUCAGCUGUUGGAUAUUUUGGACAAGCUGAGGUAA
Molecule: messenger RNA, 708 nt
Organism: Acanthisitta chloris (rifleman)
Lineage: Eukaryota; Metazoa; Chordata; Aves; Passeriformes; Acanthisittidae
Gene: INF2
Product: inverted formin, FH2 and WH2 domain containing
Exons: 4
Coding region: 1-708 (235 amino acids)
Biological process (GO): actin cytoskeleton organization
Molecular function (GO): actin binding; small GTPase binding
Source: RefSeq, a predicted model, not a curated record